Messenger RNA from Iphiclides podalirius (scarce swallowtail), 813 nucleotides. Lineage: Eukaryota; Metazoa; Arthropoda; Insecta; Lepidoptera; Papilionidae. The record is from the annotation of a GenBank genome assembly.
AUGUUGGAAGGUCUUACUGAUCUUGGUGGAACAGACAGCUUUGCUGGCAACUCAUCAUCUGGUGUAACUGGAGACAGUAAAGAUCCUGCUGAUAAUAGUUACAGGCAGGCAUAUAAUCAAAGUAGUGUGGCACAAGAAGGUUCAAUACAAAAACUGGCGUCCUUUGGUAGUAGUAGUGGAGGUGGUCUAGCCAGUAGCUCACAACCAGUGCCUAAUUCUGGUGCUGGACCACCAGCGCCAGAUUAUCAUGACUAUGGUGGUUACCCGCCAAGGCCGCGUCUACCACAACCACCUCAUGGUCCUCUCCAUCCACCACACCAUGUGCAUCCAUCACAUUCUUACCCAGGCUACCAUCCAGGCCCAGAUCCCAUGUAUACUAUGCCUGAUCAAGCAGGGAUUGGAGAAAUGGGAGUGUGGUCUGGUGCACCUGGGGCUAAUAGAUAUUCACCUAUAACCCCUGGUUACAGACAUUCAUAUGAUCAUCAACAAAAAAUGCAUCAAUAUCCUCCACAGCAGGGGUCCAGCCUAGGCUUACAAGCACAAAAUGGAGCAUACAUACCAAGGCAGCCACAUUUCCCACAACCACCAUCUCAACAACUGUAUGGCCAACAACAGAACUAUCCAAAUUACACACAAAUGCAUCCACCAAGUGCAACUCGAAUUGGCCAACAUCCCACAUACCAUCAACAAAUGGAUGGGCACCCCCAAUGCAUCAUGUGCCUCGUCAAGCUCCAGUACCACCAUCUACUGUUGGUCCAUCACAUGGUGUUCCAUCACAAAUGCCCUACGCAUCACCUCAUCAUUCUGUUCCCA